AUGGAGAUGCUUAUAACGGGACGUGCAGCACAGAGUGCUUUUCCGGCAACGCAGCCCCCUUCAGUUGCUUCAGGAUCGGUCCGACUCUCUCCUCUUGGAGCCCUCGCUUUCUCGCCUCAGCAGCUAACCAGUGCCAUGUGCUACCACAUGCGUCUCACCGCUGUGCGCCCCUUUGGCGCCUUCUGGACCGCAUCCCACUACUGCCUCGUGCUGCCCUGCUUGGUGAGGGGAGGGGAAGAAAGAGGAGGAGAGACAGCGGAAGAUUGGAGAGAGGCAGAUGGGAGAAGGAGGGAAGGAGGGAGAGGGGCGAAUGCAGGCAGGGAAGGUGAAGGGGUGGAUGCAGGGGAGCAGGGGGGAGGGGCUGACGGCAUGAGCAGGGGAGGGGAUGAUGAUAUGACGCGCUUUUUGAUGGGGAGGGUUGACUGGGAGACGGUUGACCGGGAUGCCCCUGCUACCACGCCCCUGCUCGUGUCUGCGCAUGGACCUGUGGACGAACAAGAACUGCAUGGCAUGGUGGCUCUUCCAAACAAGCCUCCUGCUACUGCUACCACACCCCUGCUUGUGCCUGCUCGCGCCCCUGCCAGCACGCCCUCGCUCAUGUGUGCUCGUGGGCCAGUGGAGGAGCAAGAAGUGCACGGUAUGGUGGCAUGUGCGGUGCAUUCACGUCUGGUGUACCAGCUGGUAGGGAGAGACCCCGAAGGGAGGACAGCACACAGUGAUUUCGUGGGGCCGCAUGGAGGCACGUUCCAACAGUACUUUCGCAACCAGUGA
Messenger RNA from Closterium sp. Naga37s-1, 771 nucleotides. Lineage: Eukaryota; Viridiplantae; Streptophyta; Zygnematophyceae; Desmidiales; Closteriaceae. The record is from the annotation of a GenBank genome assembly.